Messenger RNA from Penicillium riverlandense, 405 nucleotides. Its product is annotated as putative formaldehyde dehydrogenase. The record is from RefSeq and is a predicted model, not a curated record. NCBI's taxonomy places the organism in Eukaryota, Fungi, Ascomycota, Eurotiomycetes, Eurotiales, Aspergillaceae. Bases 1 to 405 code for a protein of 134 amino acids. The transcript has a single exon.
AUGCGAGCGAUUGGACUGGAGCGUGACAGUAGCGACACGGUAGUCGGUAUCAUGAAGGCCACGCGCAAGGGCGGCAUUGUGGCGCUGAUCGGCAACUUCUUCUUCACGACGCACGACUUCCCCAUAGGGCCCAUGAUGCAGAAGGCGCUGACGGUCCGAGGCGGCCAGGCGGCUCCGCGACGGUAUCAACCUUUCCUGCUCGACCUGGUCGUAGAGGGCCGUCUGGAUCCGUCGUGGCUGUUCACGUACGAGGACGAGUUCGAGAACAUAGCGGAGCACUACCACCGGUUUGCGCGCCACGAGAUGCCCGGCAGGCUCAAGGUGUGCUUGGUGACAGCAUUUGGACGCAGCGAGCGAGUGCAAGCCAACCGCGACUUGGUGAUUGACCGGGAUGGAAAGUCUUGA